Closterium sp. Naga37s-1 is the source of this 1557-nucleotide messenger RNA. Lineage: Eukaryota; Viridiplantae; Streptophyta; Zygnematophyceae; Desmidiales; Closteriaceae. The record is from the annotation of a GenBank genome assembly.
AUGCGCCCGCUAAUUUGGAAACAAGGUCUCGAACCAUUCUCUUUUCUGCGGCCCGAUUCCCCUUCGCCGACGCCCGAUUCCCCUUUCCCGUCGCCUGGUGCCCCUUCCCGCCGCCCGGUUUCCCUUUCCCGCCGCCACGAAACCUCAGUCACGCUGCACGAUUCCCCUUCUCGCCCCCCGAUUCUUCUUUCCCACCGGCCGAUUCCCUUUCCCGUCGCCCUACUCCCUUUCCCGUCGCCCUACUCCCUUUCCCGUCGCCCUACUCCCUUUCCCGUCGCCCGAUUCACGUACCCGCCGCCUGGUUCCCCUUCCGCGUCGCCUGAAUCCCCUUUCCCGCCCAUUGGGCGGGCCGGCCGACCGCCCCUUUUCGCCGUCCGAUUCCCCUUUCGCGCCGCCGGAUUCCCGUUCCCUCCGCCCGCUUCCCCUUUCCCGCCGCCCGAUGCGCCUUCCCGCCGCCCGAUGCGCCUUCCCGCCGCCCGAUUCCCAUUUCCCGCCGCCCGAUACCCAUUUCCCGCCGCCCGGUUCCCAUUUCCCGCCGCCAGACUUCCCUUCCCGCCUCCCUAUUCCCCUUUCCGUCGCCCGACGUUCCCUCCCUACGUUCCAUCCCUUCCCUCCCUUCUCUCCCUUCCCUCCCUUCUCUCCCUCCCACCCUUCACUCCCUUCCCUCCCUUCCCUCCCUUCCCUCCCUUCACUCCCUUCCCUCCCUUCCCUCCUAUCUCUCCCUUCCCGCCCUUCUCUCCCCCCUUACCUUCUCUCCCUUUUCGAACCUUCCCUCUCAUCCCUCCUUGCAAUCUCCUGUCCCUCCCUUCUCUCCCGUCCCUCCCUUCUCUCCCGUCCCUCCUUUCUCUCCCGUCCCUCCCUUCUCUCCCGUCCCUCCCUUCUCUCCCGUCCCUCCCUUCCCUCCCUUCCCAGCCUUCUCUUUAUUUUCUCCCUUCUCUCCCUACCCGCCCUUCUCUUCCCCCCUACCACCCUUUUCUCCCUUCCAUCCUUUCCAUCCCUACCACCCUUUUCUCCCUUCCAUCCUUUCCAUCCCUACCACCCUUUUCUCCCUUCCAUCCUUUCCAUCCCUACCACCCUUUUCUCCCUUCCAUCCUUUCCAUCCCUACCACCCUUUUCUCCCUUCCAUCCUUUCCAUCCCUACCACCCUUUUCUCCCUUCCAUCCUUUCCAUCCCUACCACCCUUUUCUCCCUUCCAUCCUUUCCAUCCCUACCACCCUUUUCUCCCUUCCAUCCUUUCCAUCCCUACCACCCUUUUCUCCCUUCUAUCCUUUCCAUCCCUACCACCCUUCUCUCCCUUCUCUCCCUUCUCUCCCGCUCCUCUCUUCCCUCCCUUCCCUUUCUGCUCCUCUCUUCCCGCCCUUCCCUCUCUGCUCCUCUCUUCCCUCCAUUCCUGCUUCCUGUAACCAACCCCCCCUACCCCCACUCUCCCUUCCUCUCCCGUCCACUUCCCUUCCCCCAUCCCUCAAAUUCCUUUGCCUUUCUCUUACCUGCCACUACUCUUCCUUGCCUUCCUUUCCUUCCGUCCCCUUCCUACCCUCCCCUUCAUUCCCUCCCUAA